Sycon ciliatum is the source of this 2108-nucleotide messenger RNA. Its product is annotated as ulvan-active sulfatase-like. Lineage: Eukaryota; Metazoa; Porifera; Calcarea; Leucosolenida; Sycettidae. The record is from RefSeq and is a predicted model, not a curated record. Gene Ontology annotation, molecular function: iduronate-2-sulfatase activity. Gene Ontology annotation, cellular component: cytoplasm. The coding region runs from base 143 to 1822 and encodes 559 amino acids. The transcript has a single exon.
UCCCCGAGACUGCCAAAGAAGGCCGGCAUCGUAUCGGCCGCACUGAUUAUGAUUUCAACGGUGUGUUGUAAAUAAUUGCAAAACAGCAAGUCUUUUGUUCCUGGUUUGGAAUUUGGAAUGACCCUUGCCUAGGAUUGCAGACAUGGCUGGCCAGGAAAGGCAGCUUGCUUUGCUGUCCCUGUUUGCCGUCGUUCUCUCGCUGAACGCUGAUCUAGCCACUGCCACGGCUGAUAGCGACACAGUCCGUCCACAAUGGGAUGACAAUGGGUCGUCCGGUGAUUUCAAGAACGUGCUCUACUUGAUUGUGGACGAUUUGCGCCCGCAGAUGACGGUCUACAACCAGUCGACCAUGAAGACACCCAACUUCCAGCGCCUGGCCGAAAAGGGCCUGGUGUUCGAGAGGGCCUACUGCCAAGUUGCAGUGUGCGUUCCGAGUCGGAAUAGCUUCAUGAGCGGCAGAAGACCUGACACCACCAAAGUCUGGUCGGGCAUGGCGCACAGUUUCCGUGACACUGGCCCCGACUGGAUCACGAUGCCGGAGCACUUCAAGAAGCACGGCUUCAUCGCGCUGGGAGGCGGGAAAACCUACCAUCCGAACUCGCCCCCGAACUGGGACGAGCCGAAAUCCUGGUCCCAGGACCUGCCCUACUUCUCAUUCAAAGGGUCAAAGUGCCCGAACGGCACCCUUCAGCAGGAGGCACACAUUGGCGAGUCUGGACAGGUCACAGGAAUCGACACGUGGUGUGCCCUGGACGAGAGCGAGUAUCCGUACAGCUAUCACUAUGACAACCAGCUGGCCAAUCACACGGUGUCGGUGCUCAAGUAUGUGAAGGAGAAAAAGGAGCCGUUCUUCGUCGCGGCCGGUUUCCGCCGCCCGCACGUGCCCUGGAAGGUGCCGAAGACGUUCUGGGACAUGUACGGCGACCAGGGAGAUGUGCCGACCCCGCUGCACGUGCAACGUCCGCUCAACGCGCCCGACAUUGCGUUCCACAACCAGGGCGUGUUCAACAACACCGACAAGCGCAAGUACCUGCCCAUGCCCACGCCCAUGCCCAAGGCGAUACAGCAGGCGGCGAGACGCGCCUACUUUGCCAGCGUAUCCUGGACGGACUACAACGUGGGGCUGGUGUUGGCGGCGCUGGACGACCUCGGCCUGGCCAACAACACCCUGGUGGUGCUGCACGGUGACCAUGGUUACCAGCUCGGCGAGCACGACUCCUGGCACAAGCAGACCAACUGGGAGCUGGCCACGCGCGUGCCGCUCAUCGUGCGGGCAAAGUGGAAACCGCGGUCGCUAGGGCGGCGAACGUACGCCCUGGUGGAGCUGGUGGACAUGUACCGGACGGUGGCCGAGCUGGCCGGGACCAACAAACCCAGCAGCGACGUCAACGGCACGAGCUUUGCGCCGCUCUUUGACAGCCCGGGCAUGGCGUCGUCGCAGUUGUCCGCGGCAACCGGCAAAACGGGUUCGGCGGCGGCUGCGGGGGCGGCGUUCAGUCAGUACCUGAGAUGCGUGAAUAACCUGACGGCGCAGUGGGCCGACAACUGGUGCAGUGGUCACGACAACCGUACGCUGAUGGGCUACUCGCUGAGAACGGACGUGUGGCGCUACACGGCCUGGAUGCCAUGGCAACGCACAGCGCCGCAGGUCGACUGGGCUAGAGGGCCGGACCACGUGGAGCUGUAUGACCAUAGCGGUGACCAGUGGCUGGAGAACGAUUUCGAUCACUUUGAGAACGAGAAUGUCGCUGCUUCGGCAUCACAUGCCAGUGUCAUCACAGAACUGCAUGCGAUACUACGCGAGUUCUUCUCGGAAGAGUGACAACAUGUUAGUUCUGUCUGGUCAUAACGCUGCAAGAGCCAUUUUAAUACGAUGGAAUUUCGUCAAUAGCAAACAAGUCUUGCGAGCUGGACCCGUCGAUCAAGGCAUCUGUCACAGGGCAUACAAUGAUGGAGCCAAUGCCAUGAUCACAAUGUAGUACGACUCGUAGUGGACGUACCCUCGUUUACAUGUUGUGUGUUUGCCGGACUGAAGAUGUGUUUCUGUGAAGCGAGGGAAAACCAUGCAUGCAUGGGCAGUGUCACUAAAAUCCGUUCCUAAAAAUUAA